Messenger RNA from Brachypodium distachyon (stiff brome), 1157 nucleotides. RefSeq names its product ABC transporter I family member 10. Gene Ontology annotation, molecular function: ATP binding; ATP hydrolysis activity. Gene Ontology annotation, cellular component: chloroplast envelope; membrane. The transcript is spliced from 5 exons. Gene Ontology annotation, biological process: transmembrane transport. The record is from RefSeq and is a predicted model, not a curated record. NCBI's taxonomy places the organism in Eukaryota, Viridiplantae, Streptophyta, Magnoliopsida, Poales, Poaceae. Bases 69 to 911 code for a protein of 280 amino acids.
AAGGCUGCGCGGUCUAGCCGCCCGGAGCACUGGCCCAGGCCCUUCGUCUCUUAUCGCUCUCGCCAACAAUGGCGCACAGCCUCACCGGCGGCGCCUCCCCCUUCUGCUGUUGCCCCUACCCGCCCUGCUACGCCGCAGUGCGAGCUGUCCCGAUCGCUCACCGUCGACCCCGCCAUAUAGUGCUCGCCUCGGCCUCCCCCCCGCCGCCGCCGCCGGCCAUCGAGGGCCGCGGGGUCCGUUUCUCGGUGACGACGCGGCGGGGGCAGGUGCUGCCGGUGCUCAAGGACUGCUCUCUCUGCGUCCCACCGGGGCAGCUCUGGAUGCUCCUCGGCCCCAACGGCUGCGGCAAGUCCACGCUCCUCAAGGUUUUGGCAGGUUUUCUAAAUCCUUCUGCUGGAGCAGUGCAUAUCAAUAAGCCGUUUAGCUAUGUUUUCCAAAAUCCCGAUCACCAGGUUGUGAUGCCUACGGUGGAAUCUGAUGUUGCAUUUGGCCUUGGUAAGCUCAACCUUUCAUUGGAUGAGGUUAGGUCAAGAGUUUCAGAAUCCCUGGAUGCUGUUGGAAUGUUGAGCUACUCUCAAAGGCCAAUCCAAACUCUCAGUGGUGGGCAGAAACAAAGAGUUGCAAUUGCCGGUGCUUUAGCUGAAGCAUCCAAAGUACUACUACUGGAUGAGCUGACCACAUUCUUGGAUGAAUAUGAUCAGAUGGGUGUUAUCGAGGCAGUGAAGAACUCUGUUGCUUCUGGUGGGGAGGUUGCGGCAUUGUGGGUGACUCAUCGGCUGGAAGAACUCAAAUAUGCAGAUGGUGCUAUUUAUAUGGAAGAUGGCCAGACGAUUAUUCAAGAUGAUGUGUCUAGCAUAUCCAGAUUUAUAAAGAAGAAACAAGCACGCUACUUUGGCCAUUUCGAGCUCUGAUCCACAUGAAUCCGGAGCUAUGGGCAGAACUAUCUGCUUUGUGUAACAUCAGUAUGAUCAUAGUGUUGUGCAACUCCUGCCGGGCUGGCCGGUCCCGAGGUUGCACACCAAGAUCGUAGUCGAACACACACACAAUCACGAAGUACAGUAAAAUAGAUGAAUAUCAGGAAGUAGAGAGGAACAUGAGCUCUUGUUAUUUUCGAUCUCAAGUGUACGUACAAGGAGUAGCCUUCUCUCCUUUAUAUA